Molecule: messenger RNA, 927 nt
Organism: Psammomys obesus (fat sand rat)
Lineage: Eukaryota; Metazoa; Chordata; Mammalia; Rodentia; Muridae
Product: olfactory receptor 5AC1-like
Exons: 1
Coding region: 1-927 (308 amino acids)
Biological process (GO): sensory perception of smell; G protein-coupled receptor signaling pathway
Cellular component (GO): membrane
Molecular function (GO): G protein-coupled receptor activity; olfactory receptor activity; odorant binding
Source: RefSeq, a predicted model, not a curated record
AUGAUAACGGAAAACCAGACUCUGCUGACUGAGGUUGUCCUCACAGGACUCACAGAUCAACCCUGGCUACAGGUGCCACUCUUCCUGGUUUUCCUCAUCGUCUACCUCAUCACCAUGGUGGGCAACCUUGGACUGAUCGCUCUCAUCUGGAAGGACCCGCACCUUCAUACUCCCAUGUACUUCUUCCUGGGAAGCUUAGCCUUCGCUGAUGCGUGCACUUCGUCCUCUGUGACCCCCAAGAUGCUUGUCAAUUUUUUAGCUACGGAUCACAAAACACUCUUGUUUGAGUGCUUCACCCAGUUUUAUUUCUUUGGUUCAAGUGCAACGACAGAGUGUUUCCUCCUAUCAGGGAUGGCCUAUGACCGCUAUGUGGCCAUAUGCAACCCUUUGCUUUAUCCAGUGGCGAUGUCUAAUAGCCUCUGUUUGCAAUUUAUACAUGUUUCGUAUAUUGUUGGUUUUCUACAUUCAGCAAUUCAUGUGGGCUUGUUGGUGAGAUUAAAAUUUUGCAAAUCCAACAUCAUACAUUAUUUCUACUGUGAAAUUUUGCAGUUAUUCAAAAUUUCCUGCACUGAUCCUACAGUUAAUGUCCUCCUGGUUUUAAUAUUUUCAGCUUUCAUACAAGGAUUUACUUUUAUGACUAUUAUCAUCUCAUACCUGUAUGUUCUUUUUGCCAUCCUGAAAACGAAGUCUGAGAAGGGCAGACACAAAGCGUUCUCCACCUGCAGUGCCCACCUGCUCUCUGUGUCUUUGUUCUAUGGCACUCUCUUCCUCAUGUAUGUGCGCCCUGGGUCUGGGUCUGGGUCAGGUGAAAAUAGGGAUAAAAUGUAUUCUUUAUUUUACACAAUAAUAAUUCCUUUUCUAAAUCCUUUUAUAUACAGUCUGAGGAACAAAGAGGUAAUAGCUGCCUUGAGAAGAAAAAUGAAAUAA